Molecule: messenger RNA, 2258 nt
Organism: Stylophora pistillata
Lineage: Eukaryota; Metazoa; Cnidaria; Anthozoa; Scleractinia; Pocilloporidae
Product: QRFP-like peptide receptor
Biological process (GO): G protein-coupled receptor signaling pathway
Cellular component (GO): membrane
Molecular function (GO): G protein-coupled receptor activity
Source: RefSeq, a predicted model, not a curated record
ACAUCUUCAGCUUGAUGUCUACCCAUCCUGAAGGAGUGACUAGUACAGUUAUAUGCAGGCUACUAACUGGAACAAACGUUGCAUGGGUCAGAGCAUCUUCGUCUGUUGUCACGGGUUUUCAUCUCCAUUGAGCGUUAUGUUAAAGCAGUACAUCCAUAUGGCGGAAAAGGAAAGCUUACCAAUACCAAACUUAAGGCGACCUUCCUGUUGGAUUCUUGCAUUUACGUUAAAUGUUCCAAUUUUCUUGGAAUUGAACUUCAAAAACACCAUAGGUGAUUGCGAUGAAGACUGGCCGCAGGACCGGAGUGGAUGGGCGUAGCCAAUAGCUUGGUUUGGUUGGUGACUAUGACUGUUCUCCCCCUGGUACUGAUGAUUGGAUUUUACUCCAGAGUCGUGUGCUCAUUGUGGUUCGCACAAGUUGAUGAUAAUAAACUUUCACAUCAACAGAGGGAUGGUCGUGGUUGUCAUUCAUGAUCAUUCCUCGGCAUUUUACACAAAGUUGAGACUCAAAAGCGGCGACUAAUCGGAUGAUCUUUCUGCGUCGUUUCAGUUUUGAUAAAAUUACUGGACUUCAGUUUCUCAAGCCAUCGUUUUGAGGCGGUAAGAGAAGCUCUUCCAGAGUUUCUAUUUGCUUUUGGUACUGGAGAUACAAGUUUACGCAUGGUUAUAGCAGAGGUGGACCAUCGACCCUGUAAAAUAUGUCCAUGCGAUCGGUUUCCGACACAUUAGCUACUGGUUUUGCGACGGUCCUUUCCCUUUUUGUGGCCAUUGUAAUAAUGGGGAACUCUAUUGUUUGCACGAUCAUACUGAAAUAUCGCGAUAUGAGAAUUCCAAUCAAUUUUCUUCUUGUAAACCUGGCUGUUUCGGACAUUAUGACUGCAAUAUUUCUUGCACCACAGUACAUCUUCAGUCUGAUGUUUACCCACCCUGAUGGAGUAACUGGCACAGUUCUAUGCAGGCUACUAACUGGAGGAAACUUUGCAUGGGUUGGAGCAUCUUCGUCCAUCUUCACUCUGGUUUUUAUCUCCCUUGAACGAUAUUAUGCAAUAAUAUAUCCAUUUGGUGGAAAGGGAAAGCUUACCUAUACCAAACUUAAGGUGAUUAUUCCUUUCUGUUGGAUUCUUGCAUUUACCCUCAAUAUUCCAAUUUUCUUGGUCAUGAACUUCGAAAACACCAUAGGUGACUGCCAGGAAGACUGGCCCAAGGAGUGGAUGGGCGUAGCCAAUAGCAUGGGUUGGUUGGUGACUAUGACAGUUCUCCCCCUGACGCUGAUAAUUGGGUUUUACUCCAGAGUCGUGUACUCUCUGUGGUUCACACGAGUUGAUGAUAAUCAACUUUCACAUCGACAGCGGGCUUUGAUCAAGUGUCGGAAGCGAGUCACCGCAAUGGUAAUAAUUGUCAGCAUCAUAUUUGGAAUCUGUUGGUCUACCGACGCGGCAUUUCAUUUGUUACAUUUCAUCGGCUCCCCUCAGAGUGAUGUAGUUUCUGCUAUAACUACCAUGCUGAUCGUAUUUAAUUCUGCUGUCAACCCGUUUGUGUAUGCCCUGGUGAACCAAAGAUUUCGCCAAAAGAUCAAAGCAAUGUUUCGCUGUAAUUGUGUUGCUACAAACAGGAUUGGCCCCAAUGUCCAUCCCACUCGUAGAAUCGUAUUGCCAACCGUGGCUACCACUCCUCCAAACCUUCCCGUCGCAGUUAUUGCAGGACAAAGUGAUGUCAACAACUGAUGGGGAACGCAUCAACGAGAAUGUUAGGUUUCCGAACUUCGCUCAUAUUGUAGACAAAAACUUUAUAUGUUACAAGGCAGACCUUAGUUAAUGAAGAUAACAAUCGACAGCAAUUAAUCAGAUAAUCUCAUGGCGUUCUAUAAAUUGUAUAGGGUGUAGCAACAGAGCCUUUUCCCUUCAAUUUGUAAAGUAAGCAGUGAGAAUAACGAUAACAGUAAUAAUCGUGAUGACAGACAAUAAUGAUGAUGAUGAUGAUGAUGAUGAUGAUGAUGAUGAUAAUGAUGGUGAUGGUGACGAUAAAGCGCGUGAAGAAUCAAGAACCGAACAGCAAUUAAUCAUCAAGUUGGGGGCAUAGAAUUUUUUUUUUUUUUUGCUUUUGGAAUCCUGAUAUCGCCAACUCUUUCCAUCGUCUUUUAAUAGCUCUAUUCUACGCUGUGACAGUUUCUUGACAAUAUGGUAAAGUGCUGUGAGACUGCGUAAAUAAUUUUUAUUACUUAGUGGGAAUGCACUCUAAAACACCUCUUUUUUCAGUCC